AAAAUGUCAGCUAGUUCAAGUUAUGAAGCUUUUCAACAAAUUUUAAAGUCUGCAAAACAUAUUGCCACGAUAUGUGGAGCAGGACUUUCCGCAGAAAGUGGAAUUCCGACGUUUCGUGGUGAAGGUGGCUUUUGGAGAACUUUUGAAGCAACUGAACUUGCAACUCCAAGUGCAUUUAAAGCUAAUCCAUCGCGUGUCUGGGAAUUUUAUCAUUAUCGUCGAGAAUUAGUAUUAAAGAAACAAGCAAAUAAUGCUCAUAAAGCUUUAGUGAAUUUUGAAAAUAAAGUACUUUCACAAACACCACAAAAUCAAACAUUUACUGUUAUAACACAAAAUGUUGAUGGAUUGUCGUCAAAUUUAAAGAAUAUUAUUGAAAUGCAUGGAUCAUUAUUUAGGACUCGUUGUACUAAAUGUGGUGAUAUUGAGAAAAAUAAUGAUUCACCAAUAUGUGAAGCAUUGAAAGGAACCGAAGAUUCAAAUUUUGAUACGAAUAUACCUAUUGAAAAACUUCCUUCUUGUACAAAAUGUCAAGGAUUAUUAAGACCUGAUGUUGUUUGGUUUAAUGAAAAACUUGAUCAAAAUAUUUUAAGUAAAAUUCAUGAAGAAUUAGAUAGGUGUGAUUUACUUUUGGUUAUCGGAACUAGCGGAACCGUUUACCCUGCAGCUGGGUAUUCUAAUUAUGUUAAAUUACGAGGUGGCAAAAUUGCCAUCUUCAAUAUUGAAGAUACUGGAGAUGCUGAUUUUAAGUUCAUCGGUCCUUGCGGAGAGACUUUGUCGAAAGCUCUUGAAGUUUAAUUUAAUUGGAUUCUAAAUAUGAGUCCCCUCAAUCAUAAUCUAUCUUUUAUUAGCUGAUUAGAUUACAUAAUUAAUUAAAUUUUAUUCUUAAAUAUUAUUACAUCUUUUACAUUUUAUAACUUAUUUUCCAUCAAUAAUUCAAUAAAAUAAAUAAGAGAUUUACAAA
Rhizophagus irregularis DAOM 181602=DAOM 197198 is the source of this 961-nucleotide messenger RNA. RefSeq lists its product as uncharacterized. Gene Ontology annotation, cellular component: nucleus. The record is from RefSeq and is a predicted model, not a curated record. Lineage: Eukaryota; Fungi; Glomeromycota; Glomeromycetes; Glomerales; Glomeraceae. Gene Ontology annotation, molecular function: NAD+ binding; protein-succinyllysine desuccinylase activity; protein-malonyllysine demalonylase activity.